AUGACUCCCAGCUCUGUGCUCUUUGCUCCAGACACGUUUGGGCUGACCAGGCAUGACGUCACACCCCUACGCAAGCACGUGUCGAUGUUGCGCUUCGGGGAUCGACGGAAAGAGCCGAGCGCAGCCGAGGAGCGCGCAGACAGAGCAGGCACAGCAGGCACAGCGCGCACCGACCUCCGCCAACACUUCCCUGUUUUGAAGAGCUUUCGUCACACGCAGGGACGGUCCUCUACCUUCGGGGUUGAUGCCACUGAGCACGAAGGCAGAUGCCCGUCGCCCUGUCAUCCCGUCAUUAUGGUGGAGUUUCCAUCCCUCACCCCUUACUUGCCUCUCCUCCGCUUCCUGGUGCCUUUGGCGAUCACCAAUGUGGCCAUCGACCUCGGGGAGCAGGCUCUCAACAGGGGCAUAGCCACUGUCAAAGAGGACACAGUAGAAAUGCUGGCCAGCUAUGGUCUGGCAUAUUCUCUGAUGAAGUUCUUCACGGGGCCCAUGAGCGACUUCAAGAAUGUGGGCUUGGUGUUUGUCAACAGUAAGAGGGACCGCAGGAAGGCCGUCCUGUGCAUGGCGGUGGCAGGAGCCAUCGCUUUUGUUCUGCAUAUCUUAAUAGCCUACACAGAUUUAGGCUACUACAUCAUUAAUAAACUGCACCAUGUGGAUGAUUCAGUCGGACACAAGACAAGGAAAGCCUUCUUAUACCUGGCAGCGUUCCCUGUGCUGGAUGCCAUGGCCUGGAUUCAUGCAGGGAUCCUCCUCAAGCACAAAUGCAGUGUGAUUGUAGGCUCUGCCUCCAUUUCAGACGUUGUGGCUCAGAUUGUGUUCGUGUCCAUUCUCCUGCACAGUAACCUGCAGUGUGUGGAGCCGCUGCUCAUCCCCAUCCUGUCCUUAUACAUGGGUGCCUUGGUACGCUUCACCAUCGUGUGUCUGGGCUACUACUGGAACAUCCACGACAACAUCCUGGAGUCCAGCGGGCUCGAUGUGGGGGGAGAUGCCACUAUCAAGAAGAUGCUGAGCUUCUGGUGGCCCCUGGCCCUGAUCCUGGCCACGCAGCGCAUCAGUCGGCCCAUUGUGAACCUGUUUGUGUCUCGGGACCUGAAGGGGACCACAGAUGCUACAGAGGCUGUGGCCGUGCUCACCGCCACAUAUCCAGUGGGUCACAUGCCGUAUGGGUGGCUGACUGAGCUCCGAGCAGUCUACCCGGCGUUUGACAAGAAUAAUCCAAGCAAUAAGUUAAAUUCCGGGAGCCCUGUUACAAAAACGCACAUCAAGAGGUUUACAUCCUGCUGCUUGGCCUUGUCCCUGACGCUUUGUUUUGUGGUGUUUUGGAGCCCUCAUGUAUCCGAAAAGAUCCUGGUGGAUAUUAUCGGUGUGGAGCAAGCUUUCGCAGAGCUUUGUGUGGUUCCGCUCAGAAUUUUCUCCUUUUUUCCUCUGCCAGUGACGGUCCGGGCCCAUCUGACUGGAUGGUUGAUGACGCUGAAGAAGACCUUUGUCCUGGCCCCCAGCUCAGUGCUGCGCAUCAUCGUCCUCAUCACCAGUCUCGUGGUGCUUCCUUAUAUGGGAGUCCAUGGAGCAACGCUGGGAGUUGGGUCUCUUCUUGCCGGUUUUGUUGGAGAGUCAACUAUGGUUGCCAUAGCAGCCAUCUAUGUUUAUAGAAAGCAGAGAGGGGAGACUCUGAAUGCGUUGGUGGUGGACGGGGAAGAUGCCGCCCCAAUGAGCGAGGUGUCGUCCAGGAACCAAAUGGACGCUAUCGAAGAAGUCCAGGAGGAGGAGGAGGACUGA
Knipowitschia caucasica is the source of this 1776-nucleotide messenger RNA. NCBI's taxonomy places the organism in Eukaryota, Metazoa, Chordata, Actinopteri, Gobiiformes, Gobiidae. The record is from the annotation of a GenBank genome assembly.